AUGACGAGUACAAUCGGGGUGACUGAUCGUCGUGCAUUGGCGGCAGCACAGAGUUCUCCCCCGCCUCGGUCGUCCGCAGCGUCGCGUCGCGUCACUCCGCCGCGGGACGCCCUGUCGGUGGAGCCGAGCGUCGUGGACGAACUCCUUUUGGUGUGCGGUGUCAUCGGAACGACGGUGUCCGAUACGGACACUCCGGAUCGCAUCGUCCCCGUGGCGGACUGUCUCAACUGGUUGCAGGAUUUGCAACGCGCCCUCCGUCGCGACGACGAUCAGUACCGACCCAUCUCGCUCCUCAUGGCACAGUGGAAGAUUGUGCCGCAGAAACUCCUGCCCCUCGUUGAUUCCUGCCGGUACGAUACCGAUCUGGUACUCACCGUUGCCAAGAUUCUCGUCAUUCUCACCAAGCCACUCGCCGAGUCUACCGAGCGCGCCGGGAAACUGCCGAUUGAAACCAAAACCAAGACCACCGAAGCAGUCAUCCGGGAACAGAUCCGACUACGCGAGAAUGCUGUGCAACAAGCGGAAGCCCGUAUGGAGUACAAACGCGCCAUUUGUCACUACCAUCACGGUCACACCCACGAUUCCAACCCCACUAAAAGUGGAGGUGGCAUUCUUUCAAUCUUUGUCUCGCUCUUGGCUGAACCCUUGUCCAAGUCGGGCACCGCCCGCACCGAAGCGGACCAUCUAAAGAUCGAACUCGUCUUGCACUUGUUCCGCAAUCUGCUGUCGGCUGAGCCAUUGUUGCACUCGAGUGCAGCUGCUGUCGCGCAGGCACAGACGCUCCACGACGACUGCGUCGUCUUGCUCGACCAGGAACUUGUCCUCGAAAUUCUGCUCGUCCUCGGCGCCGAUAUUGAACAACGCGAAAACUUGCAGUACAAUCUACUGCUCAUGGAACUGGUGCACCAUUUGUUGCGCCAUUACGAUCCCGCCGUCGUUGCUCGGGCGGUUCCUUCCCCGACGGGCGCCGCCGCGGCGCUCCCGCCCAAGCCCAGACCGGGCCUCUUGUCCCAGUCCCUCCAACGCGAAAAACAAAAAUUUCACGCCCCAAUCAUGUCCCGCCACGCCCAUUUCGGUGGCACGCUCGUCGUGAAACAGGCGCACAAUCCGACCCAACAGCAGUACGUGAGUACGGCCGCACUCGGCCCGGGUCACCGGUCCGCGCCGCUCGCGUCCAAGCGCAAAACCAAAAAGUCGGAACCCUUCAUCGGCUCCAAAUCACACCCUUCCCACCACACGCGCACCGCCGCCACCCUGACUCCGUCCCGACAAAAGGCCGUCGCCGUACUCCAGGCAUUCUGCCAACGCUGGGUUCAAGACUGUUACGGACCCGUGACCAAGUCGCUCAAACACGAAUUUCGACGCGAUUCCGUCCGCCUCGAAGAAUCGGACCGGAUUACCUUUUUUCGCAUGGUCUGGUUCUUUGCGCGGUGGUGGAGGUUGUCGCCCGCUGCCGUCCGCAGUCGCCAAGUGCAGCAGGAUGAUACAGUUUCCAAUCAGAGUGCCGUUGGCCAACUCAUCUUCACUAUGGACGUCUUUGCCUUCAAUCUGGUCUUGAACGCGACGGAUACCUUUCAACAGCAUAAAAAGUAUGCCCGAUUGGCGCUAACGGUCGCGCUCUUGGGAGAAAUGAUGCACUUGUUGACCGCCAUGUAUUCUUCCCAGGAAUCCACCGAGCAAAUAAUGGCCAUGGGUUUAAUGGACCGGCUCUUUUACGGCAGCGAACCGCUUGAUCGAUUGCCGAAAUUGUUGUCGAGCUGGCAGCCGGGAUCGUCCACGAGGGAUUACUUGUGUGAUUUGGUUGAAGUGGUACACGUGCAGCUCAAGCUUUUGGACACACACGCGCAGGCCUGUCGCAAUGUGGACACGAGUCAAGCCAAGCACGAUACCGUGGCCAAAAUGAAAUUGGCCGCGGCCGACUUCGAUACCACUCACUACCUAACACGACGCAUCAUUUCGAAUCAUGUCGUGUACAUGUAUACACAACUUCUGACACAAUACGAUGUCAACGCGGCACACGUGAAUCACCGCAUAGUGGCUUUUUUACUGCGUCUUACCAAGCUGCAAAUUGCCGGAACGGUCGAGCCGGAAGACGUGGUGUUGCCCGCACAGAAACUUUUGACAGCACCUAACGUCACUCUACAGCCAAUGCUUUACAAUUUCCAAGUGCUCCGCGUUUUCCAGACGAUUCUGAACGACAAAAGUAUUCGGCGAGACAAGGACUAUGUAACACUGUUAGCGUUUGCGGCUGGCAUUGUCCACGACUUCGCCCAGGCAGCCGAGCGCAAUCCGGUCCUCUUCGUUGAGGCCCUAUUCAAGCAUCCCGUACCGCAUCGGUUCUGCGAAUACAGUGCUAAUUUGUACGUGACCGAGGAGCUGCGCAUGAUUGCCGAGCGUGAGUUACUGCUCGAGGAACAGCGAAAGUUCGAAGAACAAGUUGCCGCUGUCCGUGACGAUGACGAUUCGGAAGAUGAACUCGAAUUCGAAGAUUUGGAAGUGGAAUCCGAGGUUGCAACUAAAACAGUUAGCCUCGGGAGUAAACGAAAGGUUCUUUACGAUAGUGACAGUGACGAAGGUGAGACCGAUCCUGCUCCCUCGCUUCCAGCCGGAACUACCUCUUCGCGAGAGGUGGAGACUGGUGACAGCGAGGAUAGUAGUGACGACGACGAGAAAAUACGGGAGUCUCUUGAGCAGGAACACUCUUCUAUACUGGGCGACUUUGCAAAGACUGGCGUCGUUGAUCCCGACCAUUCAUCAGACGAGGAAGAGUUCGAUCGAUGGGUGGAAGAACCGCCACUCAAGAAAAAGAGAAGUGUUGACGAGGAUGAUCAGUGA
Molecule: messenger RNA, 2835 nt
Organism: Phaeodactylum tricornutum CCAP 1055/1
Lineage: Eukaryota; Bacillariophyta; Bacillariophyceae; Surirellales; Neidiaceae
Product: timeless
Exons: 2
Coding region: 1-2835 (944 amino acids)
Biological process (GO): DNA repair; replication fork arrest; DNA replication checkpoint signaling
Cellular component (GO): replication fork protection complex
Molecular function (GO): DNA binding
Source: RefSeq, a predicted model, not a curated record